AUGGACCAGCUGAACUGCACCUCUGCCAACUUCACUAACUCCUCAUCUUCAGGCCCAGCAGCUUCAGGCUCUUGGGUCUCCCAGACAGUGGUUCCCACAGUGAUGCUGUCUGUGUGUUUCCUGGUGGGAAUCCCUGGAAAUGUAGCUGUUCUAAUCCUCAAACCAAACUGGCAGCAGCUGUCCACACUGACCCAGAGUCUGAUAGUGAACCUGGCCUUGUCCGACCUGCUGUGCUUGGUCACUCUGCCUGUUUGGAUCUACACUCUUCUGUACAGCUGGACCCUGGGCCUCGUCACCUGUAAAAUGAUGUCCUUUUUAGUGCACUGCAGCCUAAACAGCAGCCUCCUGACCGUCACUGCUCUGAGUGUCCAGCGCUACAUGCAGGUCCUACACAAGCAGAGAAGCCUCCAGUUCAAGAAGAGACUCCUGGUCCUGAUGUGGUGCAUGUCAAUGGUGCUCUCCAUUCCAGCUUUAGUGAUUCGACAAAUUGACAAUGACCAGAAGUGCUUUCCCUGUUACACCUCUACAGCUCAACAAGUGGCCGUGUUGAUGUCUGAAAGCUUUCUUGAUUCCAGCUUUGCUAUCAUGACCACCCUGAAGUAA
This is a messenger RNA of Knipowitschia caucasica, 603 nucleotides long. NCBI's taxonomy places the organism in Eukaryota, Metazoa, Chordata, Actinopteri, Gobiiformes, Gobiidae. The record is from the annotation of a GenBank genome assembly.